Molecule: messenger RNA, 6288 nt
Organism: Zerene cesonia (dogface butterfly)
Lineage: Eukaryota; Metazoa; Arthropoda; Insecta; Lepidoptera; Pieridae
Exons: 3
Coding region: 223-5472 (1749 amino acids)
Source: RefSeq, a predicted model, not a curated record
AUCCUACCACUCGCUUGUCCCAGUGGUAGAACCACUCACCACUCACCUAACACGAGUGCCAGUCGCCUCCAAACAGCCGUGACACACAGACGCUUUAUAUAUAUAGUUGUGAACCAUUUUUGUUGUGCAAAAAAUGUGAUUCCAUCGACAUUGAAGGGAUUUUGAUGUAUUUUGGAUAUUUUUUUGUGAACUUACUGUGUUGUUUUUGUGAAAUAUUUUAAGAUGGCCUAUAAAGUGCUCGCCUGUAUUUUGUUCCUGGCGUUCGCGGCAGCAGGAAAAGAAAAAUCAAGAUGGUCACGGCAACUUAGCUCUUAUACAUCAGACAUAAGCGACUGGGUACCUUUACCGGGUCCACCCGAGAGAGAACCAAUCCAAAUCAGACGUCAAGCGAUCGCAGAACCAAGGAUUCUAUCGGAACCCUUCCCUGGAUUUGGAAAACCAACUGGAUUCUCCCAAGAUGACUUCCCCCCAAGGCCCCUCUUUAAUGCGCAAACAAAUAGACAGCUUUACCUUCAAGCUGUACCGUCAGCACCGCAGAAUUAUCUCACAGACCAAGGUUUUGGACAAGGGCUUAAGUUUGGAUUAGCGCAACCCAACUCCCCUUUCAGUCAGGGCUUCGUUUCUCCACAGUUUAAUUUUGACACCAUUCCGCAAAUCAAAUCGAGACCCCCAACUAUAUCUAGUGCUGGCAAGUAUGAUGGUUUUUUGAAACCUCAACCACUGCCACCUCAAAUUAGACCACAAUUUGUAAAUCCAGCACCAAAGAUCAAACCUGAUGCUCCAAAAUUUGUUGACGGAUAUAGAAUAGUAAAUACUACUAAUUUCGGUAUGCCUAAGAAAGCCCCGAAUUUACAAAAGGUUAAAUUCGAUAACUUUGACAAAUCAAAAGAAUCUCAAGGUAAAUCUAAAGCGGAAAGGGAAGAGGUUCAGCUACUAUAUGUGCCAAUAGAGUCAUUGAAUAGAGGGCAAUUUAAUUUCAGGAGUCCACUGACAUCAGCACAAAUUGUAAAUACAGAUCUGUAUAAUCAAAACUUGCGGAUUAACCCAUUAAAACAAAAUCUCGCUGCGGAAUAUCAAAGGCCGUUAUCGAAACCUUUAGAAACAUUCAACUCACAAGAAGCAUUAAAUGACUUUAAUAGACAACUUAUUGGAUUUGAACAAAGCUCAAAGUUUUCAUCAUUGUCAUCGCCUUUUCCAACUGCUCCAUCUACAACACCAAAGCCGAAAAAACUGAAACCACAUCAACCACCAUUGGCUAUAUUUUUAGCACCAGAAUCAAAAGAAAGUAACGUGAAAGUUGGAGAUGUGUUGAAUUCCUUAAAAAAUGCUGACUCUGUGCCGGUUUUAGACUCAGUAAAUCCUCUUAACGCACCGAAAGUCUUUAUAGGACCGUCAAACUUAUCACCUCCAGAUAAUUAUGUCAAAUUCGAAUUGCCAUAUUUAUCAAACAUCGAUAACGUGGACAAGAAGCUACGUCAAUUGCCUUUUUUCGUGGCUCCUUUAAGUUACAACACUCCGCAAGGAUUUGCGAAGAUCCCAUUCCCAUCUCCACACGUUGGAUCGGUAGUGAUUAAUUCACAAAUAAAGGAAUCUUCUAGCACUCCUGCGCCGCAACCUGUUCCUGAAACAUAUGAAAAUCCAUAUAUGAGACCACAAGUUUAUAAUCGACCGCAGUAUCAACAAAAUACUGUGACGCAAAAACCUCAAGUUAGUUAUUACAGUACUGUUGCCCCAAAACCAAGCAGUCCACCAAAUUAUCAUAAUAACUACUACUCUAUUGAACAGCAAACAGUAAGCACUUUAUCACCGCCCAAACAAGCAUCGACAGUGAAGAGCCCUGCUAAACCUGGAUCCUACUUUUUAAGUAAUUUUGGUGAUCAGUAUACUCCAUCUCAAUACGUUAACUUCCCAGAACAGGUCAACUACAACCAACCACAGCGUGUCAAACCUUAUAGUGUUGUUCAACCCAUAGAAACAACAACUACACCAAGAACUACCGUAACAACGACAGCGAAAUCUUCUUCAACACACCCCAGCCCCCAACUUUUGGAAACCCAUAAUCCAUAUUCUAUUAAUCAUGCUUUCCAUUUCAAUACUCCAGUCGAUUAUCAAAACUUUUUCGAUGAAUAUAAAGAAACCCAUGCAACUCCGGGUACUUCAUCGUCUACUACUCCAGCUACCACUGUUGCUCUGACGGAAGCUCCAACUGCGCCAAGCACAACUGUCACACAAAUACCGAAACAAAGAUAUUCACAAUCCUAUGUACAAAACUACUCUCCUGAAAUCCAUUAUGAAUCUGAAAUUCAAUCCUCUAGACGGCCUACUUACCAGACAAAGGACUACACAAAAAUAAGGAAUGAACCAACACCACGCACAGAAUAUAAACAACCUGUAACAGAAGAUCUACCUUCACAAAACGAAUUGGAAAUAAAUAAAAUCAACUCAUUUACAGCAUAUAAAGAAAGUACAGAAACUCAACCUCCUAAAGAUGACACAAAUUCAGAGACCAUAAGCUAUGUCCCAGAACCGACAGCAUAUGAAAAACAACCAGCUGAGAUACCUCAACAAUAUAAUCAACAGGACGUAAACUACAGUUAUGAAGAAGUACAACCCACAGAGGCAAGUACUACAACUACAACAACUUCAACUACUAGGCGUACAGCGUUGAGGACAAGAGGUCGUCCCCGAUACACUACUGCCAAAACAGAUACAAAUGAAUAUACCACACGCGCUACACUAACAAGAAGACCUUAUAGAGAAAGAAAGCAACCAACAAAUAGACCUAAAUAUGAACCAAACAGAAUAACAACUGAAAAGACUGAUAAGGAGUAUUCCGAAAGUAUCGAAAGCACUACAAAAUCGCAAAGAAGUAGAACUAGAGGUCGUAUUCAAUACAAGCCUACAGGAAACGAUGAAAUUUCAGAAACAAAACGUGCCAAACAAAAAGAACAAGAUUUAGCAUAUCAAAGGGAUGUUUUACAUCAAAACUAUCCUGUGACACUAAUGGAACGUACUAGCACGGUUGAUAUUGAUGCUAUUACCGAAUCAACAGCAAAACUACAUAUAACUAACACUGUAGACGAAUCAAAAUCAUUUGAUACUGAAAAUGCCUACACCAACGAUAAACCAUCAAUCACUGAGAAUAUAAAUGCUGAAUUAGCUGGAGAUAUAUAUGCAUCUAAAGCCGUUUCUUCAGAAUCAGAAACUCAGUAUAGGCAACAAGGUAGUAGUGGUCACAAUGAUGAAUAUGUUUACCAGACAAAGAGUAGCAUAGGGCCAUCUGCUAAUGAAGAAAUUAAAGAACAACCUUCUGGAGAAGAAAAACAAGAAAAUGGUGAUGAUAUUUAUCAAACAAGUCCAGUCAGUCCAGUUACAGAGCAAAAUAUACCAAAUUAUUCAGCUAAUAAUGAAUAUCCAACAGAAAAACAAGUAAUAUCUGAAGAUGAAGAAACCAAAAUUCACAAUCAAGACGUAACAGAGAAUCAAAAUCAAGAAGAACAAGUUGUAGAAACGACGCCCUCAUACAAUAGAGUAAGGGUACGACCAGGAUUAGUGAGACAGUACCAAUCUUCAUCUACCGAAUCAACAAGAAAAACUGAGAGGAAAAAGUUAUCUCAACCAAUUACGUACCGGCCAGCAUUUGAUAGACGGCGAACUACAAUGCGUAUUGAAGAAAUCGAAGCUGAUCUAAAAACAAAGCCGGUCAACAGUCGAACACAAUAUGAUGACUACAGGCAUCCUGUUUAUAAACCAGAACCAACAACAGAGCCUCCCGCAACAGUUCCAUCGGCAGAAACAACAAACAAACGUGGACAAUUUCGACGAAGAAGACCCGUCUAUACAACCACCACAGAAGCAACAGCUAGGAAAACGUAUGAUGUUAAGAACAGAUUCCGCGGCCGACGACCGACUGAAAAGCCAACCGAAAAACCGGAAGUACAAACUGAUGUUGCGUCGUCAACUACUCCAAGAAGUCCGCUCUACAAUAGAUUUAAUCACAGAACAAAACUUUCUGAACGGUAUAACAAACGACCAGACCAGACACAGGAGGAAGCUGUUACCGAAGAUCAAGAACCCAAUUACUCCAUAAAUAGACCAAAAUAUGCUGCUCUAGACACUGAACGUUGGUCCCCAAAAAUUUCUAAAGAUACAUUUAAACCAUAUAAUCCUAAUGAUCUUAUUGAAGAAAACAAACCAUCUGAAACAAAGGUAAAAGAUGAAGAAUUAGAUAUCAUAACGGCAAGGAACGAAUAUGAUGACAUUUUAAUCUCUGUAACACCUGCGACAAAUACCAACAAUAGAGUCAAUAAGAAAAUCGCAGACAUUCCGUCUACACUUGAAGCUUAUGUCGAACAAAGUAAAGUAGCUAAAACAGAAUCGAAUGAACCAGUAUCUACUUUUGAAAGUAUGUUAGAGGAAGUAAUGAAAAGUUUAGAAGAACAAGAUGAAGAUGAAUAUACAAAUAAAGUAAUGAAACAUAAGGGAGGUGAAAUUGGAGAAAUACCGCCUGAAAAAAUAAUAACCUCUGGGGAAAAUUAUUCAUCUAAAACAACUACACCUAUACAAGAAGAAACGACUACAGCGGUACCAGCGACGGAUGAACUAGUUCACGAAGAUGAUGAGGACGCUAAUCGCAAGAACCGCCGUCGUGGCUUCUGGAAAAAAGUUAAAGUUCGUCCAAUAACAGAGUCCUUCGAGGUUGCAGAGUCGCAGUACUACCCUAAUACAGUAAACACACUUGGACAAAGCGUAUCAAAAAUAUCCUCUGAUAAAUCGAUUGAAAUCAACAAGAAAAAAAUGAAAGUAACCACAUACAAACCAAGAUUCCAAUUUAUAAAAGAUUUCUUUGAAUCCGAUGAUAGUGCAUUUGACCUAUCUGCAGAUAUUGAUAUACCUAAAAUAAAUGCAACACGGAAAUAUGACGAUGUAACUGAAAAAGUUGAAGCAAAUACUGAACCCGCCAUGAAAGAAACAAUCGCUGAUAGUAUUAGUCCUGGAGACAUGGACUGGGGUACCGGAUCACCCGAUCCGACACUAGAAGAUGCAUCUUUCUAUUCAGAACCUACACAACCAAGUAUAGAUAGAUCCGACGGCUUUAGCUUUAUGGAAUAUCUGUUUGGAGUGCACUCCAGCGAGGAAACACGACCAGUGAAAAAUGAAACCAGAGAAGAGUCCACCAAAGCAUCUGAAAGCGCAUUUGAAUUAGAGACAACAAAGGGUACAACGGACAGUUACAUACCUGAAGAGAUAACAGCUGAUACUGUCACAGAAAAUUCAGCGAUUACUGAAGAUCAGAAAAAUAUUAGCAAUGACGCAACAGAAAAAUCGCAGGCUGUUGAAAGUACAUCAGUAUCUAGUUUUAUGGAUCCUUCGAAUGUAAUCAGUACAUCAAUGUCUACAGAGGUGUCGCAUGAAACAGAAAUUUGCUUUAGAGGUAAAUGCAUUAAAACGAAGAAGGACUUAUUAUUAUAAAAAGUGCUAUUGAGUUCAAACUUAGUGUUACGGGAUCUAGUGAAAAUGUGAGAGGACACUCGGUGUAUAGACUAUGUUAUUAAACUUAUUUACGUUGUAAUGAAAUCAUGUAAAUAGCUGGCUAGCCCUUUACUUGGUUUCAUUUUUAUUGACUAGAAUUCUUAUUAAAGUCAAUUAACUUUGAAAGAUUGAGGCUCUUUAUGCUAACAAUCUCCAGAGUAUGGUUUAAGUUUACCAAUAUUUGCAUGAAUAGAAUGUUUAAGCAAACGAUAAUUUUUCUAAAACAUUUUUAAUUAAUUUUAUUUAUACUUAUUGUGGACAACCGUAAAGGACUAUAUUUGUAUUGUUAGCUUGUAAAGAACCAAAAUAAAUGAAAAUAAAUUUCAACAAAUUUUAAAAGCAUGUUUACAAGCAAGCACAUAAUUAUCCCAUGAAUAUAUACAUAUUACCAAGAAGUUGAGAAAUGAUAGAAUUUGUCUUAAAAACAUCCAGUGGUUAGGGUUGCCACAUUUCGAGCAAUUCAUUAUUUAAUUAACAAUAAAUAAAGUUUAGUGGAGAAUAUUUCAUUGUAAUAUAAUUAACUCAAUUAUCUUAAGAUUUUAUAUUUUUGUACUAUAGUAUUUGACUGAGAGUAUUGUGUAAUCAACUAAUGCUAAGCUUAUUAUAUCUAUUUAUUUAAUGUAUUUACUCUGUCUAAGGGUAUGUCAGUGAAAUAGUUUCUUACCCCACCCAAAGGUUUUAUUAAAAGACCACUGUAGUGGCUAUGUACCAUCAUUGUAUAUUUUUACAAUAAAAAAUAAUACAAAAAAAUAAAAA